AUGGUCGCCAUCAGCAAGGUACUGCCUAGCGUGCUCGCACUUGGCCUUAUGGGUCUGUGUGAUGCCAAGGUUAAUGGAACUACUGUAACCUACACGCCCAAGGUUGAGCAGUGGGGCGAAGGAGGCAAUCUUAUAGUCUACCCGGACACUAUCAGCGCCGACUAUGCUCACCUCUAUGAGGAUAGCUUGGAAAAGCGUACUGGCAUCACGGUCAAGGCUGCUAGCGCAAAGAUUCUAGCUACCUCUGCCGCGGUCAUUCAGACUGCAGGCGCUGCUUUUACCAUCUACUCCGUGAUUGCCUCCCUGAGUAAGGAAAAGUCCAACCAGAACUCGUGCACGCUCGUCUAUGGAACUGAUACUACUGGAAGUAUCUCUGAAGGCUAUGCCUACAAAGCCACGACUACUGGCUCGAACUGUGAUACUACGGCCGAGACUAAGACCAUUCUGGCUGCCGUGGGGAAAUGCGCCAAUGCUCUGAAUGCGGAGGGUGCUGUGACGGGAUGCUGCACGAUGAAUCGUGGAGGAACUUGGCAUGGACAUCUUCGGUUGAGUGGUAACCCAACUACCUAG
This is a messenger RNA of Penicillium brasilianum, 570 nucleotides long. The record is from the annotation of a GenBank genome assembly. Lineage: Eukaryota; Fungi; Ascomycota; Eurotiomycetes; Eurotiales; Aspergillaceae.